Molecule: messenger RNA, 1310 nt
Organism: Strongylocentrotus purpuratus (purple sea urchin)
Lineage: Eukaryota; Metazoa; Echinodermata; Echinoidea; Camarodonta; Strongylocentrotidae
Product: L-threonine 3-dehydrogenase, mitochondrial
Exons: 8
Coding region: 122-1249 (375 amino acids)
Biological process (GO): L-threonine catabolic process
Molecular function (GO): L-threonine 3-dehydrogenase activity
Source: RefSeq, a predicted model, not a curated record
UUGUCACUGUGAAUUCCGUAGAGUGGGACAUAAUUCCGGUGCUGUAUCAGGAAACAUUCAAUCUGUAAAGGAAACAGUAUUCUUUCGAACGAGAUUAUUACUUUGAUACCCCUAUUGCAGCAUGACAUCAACAAUGUGGAGGUCAACGUUGCGAACGUUUGCCAAAAAGAUUCUCCACACCAGCAGUGUGAGGGCGCCCCAGAUCCGCUUCCUUUCGGUGACAACGUCUUACUGUCAAUCCUACUCUCCCAUCGGUAGUCUAGACCAACCCAGAAUCCUCAUUACGGGUGGUCUUGGACAGCUAGGCCAGGGGCUAGCCAAGGUGCUCAGAAAGAGAUACGGGCGUGACAAUGUCAUUCUGACAGACAUCGUAAAACCUCCCAGGCAUAUCGUUGAUGCAGGUCCAUAUGCUUUUGUUGAUGUGCUGGACUUCAGGAACCUUCAGGAGAUUAUUGUCAAUGAGAGUAUAGACUGGAUGGUCCAUUUUAGUGCAGUUCUUAGUGCUGUUGGUGAACAGAAUGUCCCACUGGCCAUCAAAGUCAACAUCCAAGGGCUCCACAACGUGAUGGAGCUGGCCAAGAUGUACAACCUCCGCAUCUUCUGUCCCAGUACCAUCGGAGCGUUCGGACCCCAGUCGCCCCGCGAGCUGACCCCCGACCUCACAAUCCAGAGGCCCAGGACGAUCUACGGUGUGGCCAAGGUUCAUGCUGAGCUCUUAGGAGAGUACUACCAUCACAAGUUUGGCGUAGACUUCCGAUCUCUGAGGUUACCAGGGGUCAUCUCUGGAGACACAGCUCCAGGGGGUGGUACUACAGAUUACGCAGUCUCCAUAUUUGACCACGCCCUUCAGUCCGGCCACUUUGACUGCUACCUGCGAUCGGACACCAUGCUCCCCAUGAUCUAUAUCAAGGACUGCCUCCGAGCCAUCGUCGAGAUGCUGGAAGCUCCGGAGGAGUUGCUAGGGUUACGGACCUACAACAUCAACGCCGUCAGCUUUAACCCGGAGGAGAUCGCCAAGGCCAUCAAGAAGUACGUCCCGGAGUUCACCGUCGACUAUCAGCCGGACGAGAGACAGAGUAUCGCGGACUCUUGGCCCAAGCGUCUUGACGACUCCCAGGCCAGAGAGGACUGGAACUGGAACCACAAAUACGACAUGGACGCUCUGGUCCAGGUCAUGUUGGAGGUCGUCAGUAAACGCCUCGGAAUUUCGACAUCGACAUCAACAACCAAGGCCUCUGGAGUGCAGUGAUUUGAAAAGAAAUAUUCAUUUUCUUCUCUGAUGCAAGGUAUUCUGUACAUAUAGUUUUUCA